Messenger RNA from Achroia grisella, 2163 nucleotides. RefSeq lists its product as uncharacterized. The coding region runs from base 1 to 2163 and encodes 720 amino acids. The record is from RefSeq and is a predicted model, not a curated record. The transcript has 2 exons. NCBI's taxonomy places the organism in Eukaryota, Metazoa, Arthropoda, Insecta, Lepidoptera, Pyralidae.
AUGGUUAGGAGCGAGGGGUCGUGGCUGGCCGUACUCACCUUCUGCGAAGAAGUUAUUUCGCAGAAGGAGGCGGCGGAGAGGGACCGGGAGUAUGAUCUCUCGGCUCCAAUGAUCCGCCGCCGGAGGACCAGGCGUAGGCGUCGGGACGCACCCAACUCCGUCCCGAGCCUACCCCCCACGGGGGCCGGGGUGCAUGCCUUGAGGGAGGCAUCACCCCACAAUCAGGCCCCAGGAGGCGUGCGCGUGUACCCACGCGCCUCCACGAGAUGCGGCUGCACUGUACAGGGGGUCACCCUUGCCCAGUGUGUCCGCUCCGGGGGAAACCCCGGAGUAGUUUUUGAGGCGCUAGCCUCCCAAACACCCUCCCAACUUAGGUUGGGAGUGGUCAUCUGUUGGUUGCAGGCUGAGUUCCAGCAGGCACCAAACCUACUUUCUCCCGUUCCCCGGGGGGGUAAUGAGGAGUUUCCAUCCCCUUGGUCUGCUGAGUUCUGGUCCAUGUCAGACUCAGUAACUGAGGCGGAUUUGGAGAUGGAGGACCAACCGGUGAGGUCGCGGCCCGUCUCGCGGCCCAGGUCACGGGCAUCUCGUCCGUCAUCGGCGUCGUCGACGCGCUCGACGCGCUCGACGCGAUCUAUGUUGGUGGAGGACGAGUUGUCCGGAUGUUUGGUGUCCCGUGAUGACGGGCUCACGAGGACGGCCGUUGCUAAGCGGCCACACACAGAUGGGGCGGGUCCCUCCGGGGCGAUGGGUAGUGGUACCCAACCAUCUAAAAUACCCUGCUCCUCGUCCCGGGGCGGAAAGCCUCCCUCAAAUACGGAGAGAGAGAAGGCUCCUGCGACAUUGCCGGUGUCCCAGCAGGAAAGCCGACGGACCGGGAUCCUCCCUGAUGGCGGCGUGGUGUUUGUCCGCCCCAAGGAGGUCUCUUCAGCGAAGAGGGUGGAGCCCUCUAAGGGUGAGAUGGACUCGCUCGCCGUCUUCAGGGAGGAGAUGGGAGACAAACUGCGGUCAAUCCUGCACACCGUGCAAAAGUGCCGCAACAUAAAAGGUGCUGAGGUGGGCCUCCUAAAGAAAAAUAUAGGAGAUAUCUUCCUCAUGGCAGAGAGGUUGGAUCCCGAGGUCCCUGUGGAUGAAACCUUCUCCACGUGGGCGGUCGAGCGGCGGAGCGUCAACGAAGAACUGGCCAAGCUCCGCAAGGCCAACGAUGACCUUCGUCGCCAAGUGGAGGAACUUACCCGCCUGGCUAAGUCCCAACCCCGAACCCUUUCGGCUGCCUCCUCGGCUCCCAAGGAACCGACGAAGAGGAGCAUCACAGUCCCGGCUCCUGCGCCGAGUGAUGUCGAGGCAUUCAGGGCGGAUAUCUUGGAGUCGGCCGGCCGUUUAAUUUCGGCCCAGGUGGAGGAACAGAUGAGGAAGGGCUUCAUCCAGUUGCGGGCCCUUCUGGACAAGUCCUCCCCGGCGCCGACUAUCCGCCCUGAGUACCGCCCGCCACUUCAAAGCGACGGGCAGUACGAGGUUCUGUCACGUCUGCCUGGCGCAGGGGGACCAGGAUUUAGGGACGCUCCCCAUCUGCAGGGAAGUCGGGGUGCAGACUUCCCACGUCUGGAGAAGCGUCAGCCCGCCAACCGUCCGGUUUCCGACGGUCAGCAGCCGGGCCCGUCGGGCGUGGGACGCGCGCAAGAAGGGUGGAACACGGUGGUGAAGCGGGGCGGUAAAACCCGCACCGUCCCCGAGAGACAGACUCAGAGCACCCAGAGCACACAGAGGAGCUCUGGGGCUGCCUCUCAGGGAAGGAAGAACAAGCAGGCCCCGCCAUCACCGUCCAAACUGCGUGCACCGCGAUCAGCGGCUGUGGUGGUUACCCUCGCUCCGGGGGCGGAGGCUGGCGGGCUGACGUACACGGAUGUGCUCAAGGAGGCGAAGAGCAAAAUAGACCUCGCCUCCUUGGGGAUUGGAAGCUUACGCUUUAAGACCGCGGCUACUGGGGCCCGUAUACUGGAAAUACCAGGGUCCCAGACGGGAGAACAGGCCGACGCGCUUGCGUCGAAAUUCCAAGAGGUUUUCCCGGCGGAUACCGUCCGCAUCUCCAGGCCCGUCAAAACGGCCGAAAUGAGAAUGAUGGGUCUGGACGACGGUACCGACGGGAAGAGGUGGCAGCCGCCGUAG